AUUCUACCGGAAGUACACGGCAGUCAUGUUUUGUAAAUAAACUGUUCGACUUUUACAUUGAUUUGUAGUCUUAUGGCAUUCGGUUUAGAAAGGGUACGAUUGUAAUUUGCACAUAUUUAAGUGCUCGAUGAAUCUGGUAAAGCAUUAGUUUAGGAAUUUUUAUUUGUAGAUAUAAACUUUAACUAGGCACAACACUCCAUUGGUACCGCCAUUUAACCUCCAUAAUGUGGGAUGUUGAGAUCAGGGGCAUGGCAUCGGCUCAUGCCAUUAUUGCCUCCUCCAUCUUCAUGGCAACUGUGAUGCCUGCUGUGUUUGUGGAAAACUUCUCUGUUUAUGGGACCCACAUGGUUUGGCUGUAUUGUGUGGCUGGAUCUGUUGCUGUGGUCAACAUCGCAGUGUUUUGGCUUCUUGGCAUCAGCCCACCAACAAAGAAGAACACGCUGAGCUACAAGAUCAACAGAUUGUUCAAAUCCUGUCUGUACUUUGUACUGUCAUGCCUCUUCUUUCAUACUGUGGUGGUACUAUACGGAGCACCUUUGCUUGAGUCAGCUCUGGAGACGUUUUCUCUGGCCGUGCUGCUGUCCACACUCACUACAUUGAGAUGUCUCUGUAUCCUGGGUCCUAACGUACAGGCUUGGAUCCGGGUUUUCAGCCGAGAUGGGGCGAUGUCAGUGUGGGACACCUCUCUUCAGAUUACCACUGGCUGUAGUGUGAUUGGGGCCUGGUUGGGAGCUUUCCCUAUUCCUCUCGACUGGGACAGACCGUGGCAGGUUUGGCCCAUCUCCUGUACCCUUGGGGCAACUACUGGAUUUCUGACUGGUCUCCUCGCUGCUCCUGUCUGGAUCCACUGGCAUCGCAAACAGCUCACCUACAAGCUCAAGUGAGGAAAAGGAGGACACAAUCACAGGCCACCAGGAACUGAGAGAGAAAGAGAUCCAGGCUGGAGUCAAAAACCGACUGUCCGUCCCAGUACAUGCUCUAAGAAAUGCUGCCUGACUCUGAGGUCCCAUUUACAACAAUAAAAAAAUCUGUUGUUUCGGUGUUUGUUUUUUGUAGAAUAGAUAUUGAAUUUGAUGUAUGCUCCUAAUGGCAGUAUAUUUAUUCAAUCAUUCCUCUCGUUCUUCCUGUAAAUAAAGCCAGUAAUGACUUGAGACAUUUUGUAAAAAGCAAGUAUUUCGCAACCCAAAUUGAGAUGCUGAGUUUCCCUUUUUGAAGAAAGUCUUGCUUCUGUAAAUGACCG
Sinocyclocheilus anshuiensis is the source of this 1240-nucleotide messenger RNA. Its product is annotated as phosphatidylinositol-glycan biosynthesis class F protein-like. Bases 225 to 884 code for a protein of 219 amino acids. NCBI's taxonomy places the organism in Eukaryota, Metazoa, Chordata, Actinopteri, Cypriniformes, Cyprinidae. Gene Ontology annotation, cellular component: endoplasmic reticulum membrane. Gene Ontology annotation, biological process: GPI anchor biosynthetic process. The record is from RefSeq and is a predicted model, not a curated record. The transcript has 6 exons.